GUGCAUGCUGGGACAUGGCGAGCCGCACUCAGCUCCUCCCCACGUGUUUGAGUGACUGCAGCGCUGUGAUCAGCAACAUGGCAGCAACAUCUCUCAUCCACACGAUCCACACACAGAGAGAGAUCCUCACACAGUCCAGCUGAAGAACUUCGAGACAUCUUCACUAACGCUGGGUUUAGCGCGGGGACGCACAGCUCAGAUCGCAACUUCAGCGUCAGGCUCUUGUUGAUAUAACGUUAGUGGAUCAGCGAGGCCUCGGUUUGAAGUCCUCCUCCGGUCUUCAUUAUGGCCAGCGGAGAUGAUGAUGAUCCAAUUAUACAAGAGAUUGAUGUGUAUCUGGCCAGAAGUCUCGUGGAAAAGCUGUAUUUGUUCCAGUAUCCAGUGCGUCCUGCUUCUAUGAGCUAUGAGAAUGUGACUCAUUUGGCGGCCAGGAUUAAACCCAAGCAGCAGAAGGUUGAACUGGAGGUGGCCAUGGACACCAUGAGUCCGAACUACUGCGGCAGUAAAGGCGAGCAGAUCGCGCUCAAUGUGGACGGCACGUCCUCGGAGGACUCCAACGUUUACUCGACGAAAAUGAUGGACAAGCAAACGUUCUCCUCGAUCCAGGCGACCACUAACACGUCCCGCUACGCUGCGGCUGUGUUUCACAAAGGAGAGCUUCAUCUCACUCCACUGCAGGGAAUCCUCCAGAUGAGGCCCAGCUUCACCUACCUUGAUAAAGCUGAUACUAAACAUAGAGAAAGAGAGGCGGCCAAUGAAGCUGGAGACUCUUCUCAGGAUGAGGCAGAAGAGGAUGUUAAACAAAUCACUGUGAGGUUUUCCCGGCCCGAGUCAGAACAGGCCCGUCAGCGCCGCAUCCAGUCGUACGAGUUCCUGCAGAAGAAACAGGCUGAAGAGCCCUGGCUUCACCUGCAUUACCACGGUGUAAAGGACGGACGUUCUGAGCACGAGCGCCAGUAUCUUUACUGCCAGGCCAUGGACACCGCAGAAAACACAGAACUGGUGAAAACGCCACGUGAAUAUCUGUCCAUGCUCAUGCCUCCUUUGGCUGAAGAAAAAGUCACCAAGCCCAUGGGUCCCAGUAACGUGCUCUCCAUGGCCCAGCUCCGCACGCUGCCUCUGGGGGAACAAGUCAAGACGCUGAUGAAGAACGUGAAGGUGAUGCCGUUUGCCAAUCUGAUGGGGCUGCUGGCCUCAGGAACGGACUCCACCGCAGUGCUGCGCUGCAUCCAGCAGGUAGCGCUGCUCGUUCAGGGCAACUGGGUCGUGAAGAGGCGAGGAUGGUUGGAAAAAGUGUUUAACUUCUCCAAAGAUGACUUUGUGCUGAAAAAGGAUGCUCAGAUGGAGCCCGUUCACAUCAGCGGAGACCAGCGUCUGAAAUCGGCGAAGGAGAACGCUAGAGAUAACCAAUCCGCCAUGCAGAGGGAGCUGGACGCUCGUAGACUGAAGGCGGCCAGAAACACGGCAUCAUCCGGUGAAUCUGCCGCCCCGGUGCAGGUCAAACAGGAGCCCAUGAGUGACUCUGAAGAGCCCAUGGACACGUCAGGCCCGCUCACUAACGGCUCGAUCAACGGUUACCCCAACUCUACCUCUCCGGCCUCGGACCCUCAUAACGGACACGCUCACGCCUUCACCCCGGAGCUCCAGGACUUUGUGCGGAGUACCUUCCGGAAGCACUAUGUUUUGUGCCUGAGUGAAGUGAAGAGGCUGUUUAACCUGCAUCUGGCCAGUUUACCCACGGGGCACUCGGUGUACGGCCACGUGACGGACCGCAUGCUGCAGGAGACCAUCCUCCAGAGCCAGUGCAGACAGAUCCUGGUGCCUGUAAGUACUGUGGUGGAUGAUGGGCGGUUUUAGUGCACCACAUAGUGCUUUGUUAUAAACUGAUUUAAAAUAUGCAUUUGGAAAACAAGUAUAGAUGCACUGAUAUUAAUAUGAAUUA
Sinocyclocheilus grahami is the source of this 1942-nucleotide messenger RNA. Its product is annotated as polymerase (RNA) III (DNA directed) polypeptide E. The coding region runs from base 286 to 1857 and encodes 523 amino acids. Gene Ontology annotation, cellular component: RNA polymerase III complex; nucleus. NCBI's taxonomy places the organism in Eukaryota, Metazoa, Chordata, Actinopteri, Cypriniformes, Cyprinidae. Gene Ontology annotation, biological process: tRNA transcription by RNA polymerase III. The transcript has 15 exons. The record is from RefSeq and is a predicted model, not a curated record.